AUGCGUUUUCUCUUUUCAGCGCAUUAUAAAGUGAUUUCCAUUUUAAAGACAUUUUAUUUAACCAACAAAGCAACGAAACAUUAUUUAAAUCGAGGAUUAAAUAAAUUUGCAAUUACAAUUCGUCACAAGUCUCGUCUUUCUUAUCGUGAUUAUUUGGUGAAACGAUCAAAACGUAUUGCUCAAAUGGCUAAUGAUCCUUUAGUUUGGAUAGAUUGUGAAAUGACUGGGCUUGAUGUAGAAAAUGAACAUAUUAUUGAAAUUGCCGUCUUGAUAACUGAUGGAAAAUUGAAUGUUUUAGCAGAGGGACCGGAUCUUGUGAUUAAUCAAUCACAAGAAACAAUGGAUAAAAUGAAUGAUUGGUGCAAACAACAUCACGGUGAAUCAGGAUUAACAGCGGCAGUCUUAUCGUCUACGAUUACCACAUCAGAUGCGUCCGCUCAAAUUUUAGAAUUCUUAAAAAAACAUAUUCCCAAAAAAGGAUGCGCACCUUUGGCAGGAAACAGUGUUUAUGCGGACAAAAUGUUUUUGAAAAAGGAAAUGCCUGAAGUGGUUGAUUGGUUACAUUAUAGAAUCGUUGAUGUCAGCAGUAUUAAGGAAUUAUGUAGAAGAUGGUAUCCUAGUAUUUAUGAGACCGUACCAACCAAGAAUGCUACUCAUAGAGCAUUGGAUGAUAUCAAAGAGAGUAUUAAUGAAUUAAAAUUUUAUCAAAAACAUAUUUUCAUUGACGAAAGUAUUAUUAACUCGGCAGCGAGUAAGAAAAGAAAGGAAGGAUAG
This is a messenger RNA of Cetraspora pellucida, 774 nucleotides long. Lineage: Eukaryota; Fungi; Glomeromycota; Glomeromycetes; Diversisporales; Gigasporaceae. The record is from the annotation of a GenBank genome assembly.